AUGGAAUUCUUACAAGCUUUAUUGGAGUUUAUUUUGCCGUUCUUUGGAUUUGCAGUGGUUGAGGAGGUGGUUCCGGUCAUUCCGGAACCUAAACCAUGUGAAGGGCUGGUUGAGUGCUUCAUGGAGGGUCUAGAAUACCUGGCUCCGGCAGGAAGUUCUUCGGACUACAUGGCAGUUUUGGAACAUAUUCGCAAUGACUUCGUACUUUCGAGAGUUCUUCUUUUGGUUCAAAUUGUGUUGAUGUGUGUGGUCUUCCGCAAGCAUGUUGCAAUCUUCGUGAAGGGAUUGCUCUUCUGUAUGAAGAUGGUAAUCAAUGAACUUGGACGAAUGAUGGCGUUUGACCACAUCAGAAAAUCCGAGGAGGAGAUUGAGAACCUUCGCUUGCUGGCCGUUAACACUACCAAACUUGUUGAUGCCAAACUUGCUGUGCUUGAGGCAAAGUUGGAGAUGAUUGCUGAGGAAAAAAAGGCACUGAAGGAGGAACUUGCUAGUUUCAAGGCUACAGUGACAGAACACCAGAAAGAGCACCUUGAUAUUACUAUGAGAUGGGCAAAGCACGUUGAAGAUAUGAUGGACAGGAACAAAUAUCUUGAGGCUAGACGAGUUGCUGCUGCUAAGAGGUCUACUGGAAUCCCCUUGCUCAACUCGCCUAGACCGAUCUCGCCAAGACUUAUUGGCGGCGCCAGCACCGUUACCGUUGCUGGCACCAACAAAUAAUUUUCCAGCAUUACUUUUUUUUUUUUUUAUAUAUAAUUUAGAAAUAGUAUUAUUUAGGCUUAAAUAGUUUUUAUAUUUUAGGGGUGGGUCACAAAACCUGAUUUUAAAUUUAUUUAAAUUAUUUUUUUUUUGUAGUGAUAAAUCUAAAAUGUUAGUAUAGUAAGUUAAUUCCAAUUUCAAGUAUUAUUUUUAACACACAUAUUGCAACCUUAAUCCAACAAUGAAUUUAAUAUAGCUAUAGAUUAAAUUAGAAAAUAAUGAAUUUUUGCUAAUGGCAUGAAAUUUCAUACCAGAAUAUGAGUUUUUUGUCACUAUACCGUCGGCUUCAGAAUUUGGGUUUGAUAUUUUGCUCGUAACCUUGUUCUGAAAUAUUUUUUUGGUUGUAAUAUCCAAUUUUUCGGAAUUGCUACAGGACAUUUAAAUGGGUACAGAUGCUGGAUUGUUCUCAUUUAUUCCUCGAUAUUGAUAAGAUGAUUGUAGGUUGAAAACUAUUUCGAAUAUGCCUGAUACUGAAACCAGACAUUUAUCCCGUGAAAGGGAAAGACGAUAAAAUGGCUUAUUCUUGUGUCAAACCACGGGCCCACGGUCUCUCGCCAGGGUAUUAGACCUGACCCGGAGAGGCCGGGUUUGGCAUUUGAAUAAGCUGUUUGUUGGCAUUCCACUUUCGGGGUGAGCGUUCGGUUUGGGGAUUAAAACAUAUUUGAUAUAAACUUCAAUCUGUAGUUUAUCUGAAUCGAUUCGGGGGAUCAAUUUCGUAUUUCUGGAUUUUAAAUUACGGUCGCGCUGAAUUCUGAAAAUUUUCCCUAUCAUUUGUGCGGAUUGUAUGUUGCCAGGAUUUUCAACUGCGAGGUGAGAGUCCCAUUAAAUGUUCGUGCAACUUUUUGACCGAUUGUUCAUUGGAAUUUCCAAAAAUUUCAUUGGUUUUACGUUAACACGCGAGACAAGAAUGGAAUUACAAGGAAUAACCUGAGUAAUUAAUCUGCUAUUUUUGAAAUAUUUGGGAUUCUUCGUAGCUCAGUUGGGAGAGCGCCCUUCAAUCAGAGGGAGGUCAUGGGAUCGAGUCCCAUCUUAGUUUCCAGAAUAUUUCUAUUUAGCGGUAUUUUUUAUAACAUGGUCAAUGUUCUUUGUGAUUUUUACUUCAGAUGAAUUGUGUGUUCUGCGGUUGCGUUUCUAAAUGAAUGUAUGGGUUAAACUUCAAUAUUUGGCCGAUUUAUGGUUUAAUGCUUAGAAGAUUAAAAUGAAUCAUUUCGGUUAUACAACUUCAGUAGACAAUAUACAGGGGAAAAUUAGUUUUUUUUCAUUGAACUUCAAAAGCGAUUAAAAAUUUAAAUUUCGGGCAAAUUUUUGACUGAUUGUCGAUUGAAAUUUUCGAACAAAUUGUUGGUUUCAUGUGAGGCAGGAAAGAAGUUAGUUAAAAGGAACCGCCUGUGUGUGAUAAAUCUGUUAUUUGGGGGGUAUUCUGGAUUCUAUGUAGCUCAGUUGGGAGAGCGCCCUUCAAACAGAGGGAGGUCAUGGGAUCGAGUCCCAUCUUAGUUUCCAGAAUAUUCCUAUCUAGCGGUAUUUAUCAUACAUGGGAUAUGUUCAUUAUAAUUUUCACUUUGACUGAAUUGCGUGUUCUGUGGUGCGUUUCCAAAUGAAUGUCUCAGUUCAAUUAUUGUCCGAUUUUUGGUUUUACGCUUUAAAAAUUAAAAUCAAUCAUUUUGGUUAUACAACUCCAGUAGACAAUAUACAAGGGACACUGAGCAAUUUUAUUGAAAUUCAGAAGCGAUUAAAAUCUCUAGAGAUGGUUGAAAGCCGAGCUAUGUGGCAAUCUCAAAUUCUGGGUUAUUUUUAUGACAAAUAGCAUAAGGAGCAUCAAACGUGUAUGCAUGUAUGGAUAUUUUUUGAAUUCUAGUCUAAAUUCACACUGACGAAUAGUAUUCUUAAUUCUACAACGUAUAUCAUUAUUUGGCCUUUUUUUUUAAUUCAAUUCGGCUUUUAAAAUCAGGUUUUGUGACCCACAUUAUAUAGAAUUUUGUAGGCACUUAGUAGAUUUUGUAGGCACUUAUUAGGUUUAAUAUUUUUAGAUAUAAAUCGUCGUAUUGUUUGUUGUGUUAGUUUUUUUUUUCGUAGUAAUUAGGCACUUAUAGUAGAAUAAAUAAU
This is a messenger RNA of Styela clava, 2859 nucleotides long. Lineage: Eukaryota; Metazoa; Chordata; Ascidiacea; Stolidobranchia; Styelidae. The record is from RefSeq and is a predicted model, not a curated record.